Messenger RNA from Ictalurus furcatus (blue catfish), 2162 nucleotides. It is a transcript of the gene anks4b, whose product is annotated as ankyrin repeat and sterile alpha motif domain containing 4B. The transcript is spliced from 2 exons. The record is from RefSeq and is a predicted model, not a curated record. Bases 654 to 1886 code for a protein of 410 amino acids. Lineage: Eukaryota; Metazoa; Chordata; Actinopteri; Siluriformes; Ictaluridae. Gene Ontology annotation, molecular function: protein binding.
UGCUGGCCCAUAUCUGCAUUAUUUUAUGCAGUUUAAGAAUGAGUAGGUGUACAGGUGUUCCUAAUAAAAUGCUCAGUGAGUGUUUAUAAUUUGACAGUAUUUGGUAUUGAGCUGGUUUUCAGGCUGGUUUGACUGGUCUUUGAGCGGAAGACCGGAAAACCCUGAUGCAAACAUCAAAGAUAAAGGAUUCUUCCUUAUUCACAAUUCUAUUUUAUCUAGACAAUUUUUUUCCUGAAGCUGUUCUUGAUGUUAUGAUUUUGUAAUGUCUAAUCAGUAAUUUUUUUUUUUUUAAAUCUUCUCUUUUUUUCAGAUGCCAGUUAACUAUUAACACUUCAAAAUGUGAACAUUUUUCAAGUUGUGCUCCGUGAGAUUAAUGCAAUAGUGCUAAUUUUUACCAUAAUUUUACAAGCCCAUUUUGGCACUUGCUCCUGUUCAGCCAACCAGCAUCAUGAGCUCACACAGCAAACACUAUGGACUUUGGUUUUAUUGCCCCACUGAGUUUUAAUGACGCUCCAUAUGGUCUUUUCAUCCAGACUCACUUCUCCUUUCUGCCCUACAAAGACGAAGAGACUAACAGAGGGCUGAAAAUGCUCUACUGUAGCUGCUAAAUCUGGUUUAUAACUAUAUGUAGAGCUAAUAUAUUUAAUACAGCAAUGUCUAGAUAUCAUAAGGCAGCCAUUGAUGGUAAUUUGGAUCUGUUGAAAGAGGCCACUAGGAAAGACCUAAACACUGAGGAUGAGGAUGGAAUGACCCCGACUCUCUGGGCCGCUUAUCACGGCCAACUGGAGGCUCUACAACUCAUCUGCAGCAGAGGUGGAGAUCCCAACAAAAGCGACAUCUGGGGGAACACACCCUUGCACCAUGCAGCCUCCAACGGUCAUAUGCACAUACUGAGUUUCCUGGUUACCUUUGGCGCCAAUGUCUUUGCUUUGGAUAAUGAUCUCCACAGUCCUAUGGACAUUGCCGCAUCUCGGGAUCAGAUGAACUGCGUCCGCUUCCUAGACAACACUGCUUCCCAGAAGACAAUGCAGAACCCUAAACAUGUGGCAAACUUGAAGAAACAAGCGGUCAAAGAUGCAGAACGCAAGAUGAAGAAAUGUGAGAUGGUCAAAAAGAGGCACCAGAAUAAGAUGGACAAGAUGUACCGUAGCAGUGGAGGCUCUGUCUCUGAAGCCAGUGCAGGUUCUUUCUCUAGCACAGGAUCCAUGAAGAACUUAAACAAGCUCACUGCCUCCAGCAAAUUUGGGUCCAUUACAGGAACUCUCCAGCGCAAGUUUGGAAAGAAGGACACCGUGUCGAAAAAUACAGAGAAUGGAACAGCAGAAAAGCCUGAAUUACUGGAUGUCUUCAAUGAGCAGGAUGAAAAAGAAGAGGAUGAAGAUGAAACUGACAGCUUUAAAGAUGAGGAAGAAGAUGAUGUGGAUCAAACAAAAGAAUCCCUGUUUCAGAGGCCAGGCCUUGGAAAAAUGGUCUUCCGAAAGAACUUCUCCAUGGAAAUGGGAGUCGAACCGGAAGAAAUUCCCAUUGGUGACACAGAGGACCUGGGUUUCCUGGUCCGCAAGGAGGUGUUUGAAGCAGAGGAGGAAGGACUGGACGACCAAUUAGAAGAGGAUUCACAAUUGCCUUGGAACCAGGAGGAGAUUGGAUUGGAUGAAGAUGAGGAGACUUCACCCCUGCAUUCCUUCCUGACAUCUGUAAACCUACUAGACUUUGCCCUUGUGUUUAUCCGUGAGAAGUUAGACCUGGAAGCCCUCAUGCUUUGCUCAGACGAUGAUCUAAAAAGCAUCCGAAUCCAGCUAGGGCCUCGCAAGAAGAUUCUGGAAGCAAUAGCUAGAAGGAAGGCUGCUCUGGAGCAACCUGGUGUAAUGAAGGACACCUUCCUGUAACACCAAAUAUAUUCAAUAUAUAUGCUAUAUAUCAAUAUAUAUAUAUUCAACAUAUGCACAGAUGCUCAGCUGUACAAUAUUGUCAAGUGAAAUGUGAAGAAUGUAUGUUCUUCCUAAACACUGCCUUCACUUCAGUAAUUUUAGACUAAACAUAAGACUAAAAAUUCUGAAAUAAUUAUCUAUAAUGUAUACCAAAAAUUCUUCCUCAGUGCCUUUAACAGAUACAUUAUUGUGAAUAAGGUUUAUCAUUAUAAAUUGUUUGCGAAUAAAGCAACC